Gavialis gangeticus (Gharial) is the source of this 3342-nucleotide messenger RNA. It is a transcript of the gene CHAF1A, whose product is annotated as chromatin assembly factor 1 subunit A. The coding region runs from base 112 to 2940 and encodes 942 amino acids. The record is from RefSeq and is a predicted model, not a curated record. Gene Ontology annotation, biological process: nucleosome assembly. Lineage: Eukaryota; Metazoa; Chordata; Crocodylia; Gavialidae. The transcript is spliced from 15 exons. Gene Ontology annotation, cellular component: CAF-1 complex; nucleus.
GAGUCUGGUGCCGCUGAGGCUCCCGCCAAAUACGAGCGGGAGAGGCGGGCGCGCCCCGGUCGCUGCGGCCGCGGGGGGGUCGGGCCUGAGGGAACGGGGCCGCUCCGCCGCAUGGCAGCUAUGGAAUGCAGAGACAAGCCAGUUGUUCCUACAAGAAAAUUAGUGCAAGCUCGGUUGCCUUUCAAGCGUUUGAAUCCAGUACCAAAGGAGAAGUAUGAUGCAGACUUGGAAGUCAAGAAAACUAAAAGCUCACAAAAUGUCUUUGGACAAAAUAACAACUCUUCUCUGGAUACAUCCCACACUUCCAUGGACAAUGUGGAGAAUGACUGCCAGUUGGAUCCAGAAAUGCAUUUUGCUCCAAAACUGGUUAAUGGAAAGGGUCCAUUAGAUGACUUUAUACAGAAAAGUACAAAGAGUAACACAAGUGAAACUGUACUUGUAAUUGACUUGACAGAGGACACUGACCACAGACUAAGUGAUGAAAUUGACCACGGUAAAUUAAAUUUAGAAGCAUCUUCAUCUAUAGAAACAGCUAAUGGAAUCUUAAAAAAAGAUGCAGAUGAGUUAAGUCCAUUAAAACCCCUUCAGAAUACCCGAGUGGAUGCUUCAAUGGACACCAGCUCGCCACGUGAAGCUACAGCAAAUAAGGAUGAAGACUUGACAGAUGCAACCAAAUCUUGUUCUCAGUUAUCAAAUACACCGUGUAAUGAUUUAGAAAAUAAGAGAGCCAAGGAGAGUGAACUCAAGGGGAUCAUAUUGGGGAGAAAGAUGCCUGUUGUAGUCCUAGAGGAUAUCAUGACUGCAAGGUCACCCCAACUUGCAUCUCUAGAAGGAAGUAUGAUGUCAGAAAGUGAAACAAUGGGAUCUUCUUCUCCUGAACGAGACUCUGUACUUACCCUUUCCUCAUUAAGCUCCCCCUCUUCUAUCAGCUCACCUGAGGUGCAUCCUGCCUUAGAGAACAAGAGCGAUACUAGUCCCUUAGCUUCAACGCCUGUUCGGAAGGUCUCUCAGAAAUGUCACAGAAGUUCUGCGGAGAAGGAGAGGCUGAGAUUGCAAAGAGAUCAAGAACGUGCAGACAAACUGCAAAAGUUGCAAGCAGAAAGGGAGGAAAAAGGGAGGCUGAAAGAAGAGGCAAAAGCUGCAAAAGAACGGGCCAAAGAGGAGGCAAAGAAAAAGAAGGAGGAAGAGAAAGAGCUGAAAGAGAAAGAAAGGCGAGAGAAGAAGGAAAAAGAAGAAAAGGAAAAAGCUGAGAAGUUAAGAGUGAAGGAAGAAAAACGCAAGGAGAGGCAGGAAGCUUUAGAGGCAAAACUUGAAGAAAAAAGGAAGAAAGAAGAGGAGAAACGGUUGAAAGAGGAAGAAAAGCGCAUUAAUGCACAGAAAGCAGAAAUUACCAGAUUCUUUCAGAAACCAAAGACGCCACAAGCUCCUAAGACCCUUGCUGGCUCCUGUGGGAAAUUUGCUCCUUUUGAAAUUAAGGAGAACAUGGCUCUUGCCCCCCUCAGUCGUGUUAUCCUUGAGCAAGAGGUUUUAGAUCAAUUGGAUCAGCUUCUGAAAACACCGAAUAGUGAUGUCUGUUUCUUCAAAGAACUGAAGUGUCGCAAGCCACUUAAAAGUAACGCUACCUUUAUCAAUAACAGCAGUGCUGACACAUUUAACAGUGAUGUGGUGGUGGUGGUGGUAGAGAGCUGCCAAAUGGACACUGUUCCUGAAAGGAAGAAAUUUGGCAGGAUGAAACUACUACAGUUCUGUGAGAAUCACCGACCUGCAUACUGGGGCACAUGGAACAAGAAGACCACUGUUAUCCAUCCUAGAAACCCCUGGUCAAAGGACACUAAACUACUGGAUUAUGAGGUAGAUAGUGAUGAAGAAUGGGAAGAGGAGGAACCAGGAGAAUCUCUCUCACACAGUGAAGAAGAUGAUGAGGAAGAGGGAGAAGAUGAAGAUGAUGAUGAUGGGUUUUUUGUACCCCAUGGGUACUUAUCUGAGGAUGAAGGAGUGACAGAAGAGUGUGAUCCAGAGAAUCAGAAGGUCCGUCAAAAGCUGAAAGCAAAGGAGUGGGAUGAAUUGCUGGCCAAGGGGAAGAGGCUCCGGGUCCUUCAGCCUGUGAAGAUUGGUUGCCUCUGGGAAAAUGAACAGAAUGGCUGCAGUACAAAUGCAGACCUAAAGGUGCUUCAGCAGUUCACAACUUGCAUCCUGGAACUACCUGUUGCAGACGAAGAUCUGCAGACACAGAAAACUAGCAAAAAAAGGACGAAAGACCAGCAAAUUCUGAGACAGCUGCUUCCACUGCUCCAUGGAAAUGUAAAUGGGAGUAAAGUGAUCAUCCAGGAAUUCCAGGAAUGCUGUCGCCAAGGUCUGUUCAAUGAAGUGCCCACAGAUGGCAGUGACACUACUCCUGCCAGCCCUAACAGCUCUCGCCCACAAACUCCUGUCAAUGAGGACAGUGCCAUCCCUUCCAAAGCCAGGCUAAAACGAAUUAUUUCCGAGAACUCUGUGUAUGAAAAGAGACCCGAGUACAGGAUGUGUUGGUAUGUCUACUCAGAGGUGCUGAAGAGCUUUGAUCAGGAACAUCUCCCUGUCCCUUGUCGGUGGAACUACACCACGCAAGUCCCAUCUGCAGCCAAGGAGGAUGGUUCCAGCACACAAGGAAUGGCAGUGAUGCAAACCACCCCCGUUUCAACAAAGAGGAAAUCCACAGGAAGCAUGUCCAUCACCAAGUUUAUGAAAAGACCUAGGGAUGCAGAACAGGCUGAAGUUGUGGAAAUGGAUGGAUUCCAGGCAGACACCGAGGAAGAGGAGGAAGAUGAUGACUGCAUGAUUGUGGACAUCCAGCCCAACAAAGAUUCCAAGUCCACAGUUACUGAAACGGCUUUGGAAUUGGAUGGUGCAAUUGGCCCCACGCAGGAGGAUGCUGCAGUCAGCCCACCCAGCGCAGUUUGAGACGUAAUACUUACUAACCCCCCUGUAUGUAUGUAGAAAUCUUUAGGAAACUUUUUAAACUUUGUGUAUCUUUAAUACAAGAUACUUGUUCAAUAUUUCUUGUAAAGAGAAGACAGCACUUUGUUCUGCUUCAGACCAGAUGGAAGCUUGAAAUUUUUCUAGUUCUAGUUUUUUAGCUAAAAAAUAUUGCAUAUUAAUCUGUCUUUAAUAAAGCAUUAUGAAAUUGUGAUACUUUUGUAUGGAAGGUAUCUAACUCAUGCUCUAAAGGUAGCGUGGGAUCUUAAAAUAUGUAAGCUUACUGCAAUGCCAAUGGUAAGUCUUCUGUUCAUAAUUCUGUAUAGCCUGGCCUUUGGGGCAUAAAUGAUGACAUGUACAAUUAUAUUUGAAUUUUUGCUACCCACA